CUUGACGUGCGCCGGAAAUGACGACGCCCAAAGUCCCAUACAGCCGCUGUUUGCAUCUGAUGUUGCUACACUGACCUCCUUUUUCGCAGAAUACAGAACAAUUCACAAACAGAAAAACUACCAGCCACCGCCAUGGCCACACUCAUCCGCCCCCCGCCCGCCGACCACUCCCAGUCGGCCAUUGAGAACGUCCUUGAACUGACGCAACUGGCCGACAUUGAUCCUAACAUCUUCACAAACACUCGCCCCCUAUGGCAUCCUCCCGGUGCGCGCGGUAUCUUCGGCGGCGCUGCCAUUGCCCAGACACUCAGCGCCGCCCAGAAGACAGUUGACCCCGACUUCACUGUGCAUUCGAUGCACUGCUACUUCAUCCUUGCCGGCAACUCUGAGAUACCUGUCAUAUAUCAUGUAGAAAGGGUGCGCUCAGGAAAGUCGUUCGCAACCAGGACAGUGCAGGCCCGGCAAAGGGGCAAGGUCAUCUUCACCACAACCAUGAGUUUUGUUCGCCAGAACAGUGGAGGCGCCCAAAAGGUUGAGCACAUCUACCCCAUGCCGGACGUCCCGGCGCCCAAAGAAGGGAGUGACGACUUGAGGACGCCCAACGAUGGCCAAAGUCCCUUUCAGACCCAACUGUUGCCCAUUGAAAAUGACGACUCCGACAAGCCCCACACCAAGAGAUGCCGACAAUGGAUAAAGGCUCGCGGUAAAAUCUCUCCCACUGGCGGUCACGAAGCCCAUCUCUCCGCUAUCGCAUACAUGUCCGAUAGCUACUUCAUCGGCACCGUCGCACGUGCGCACAAGCUCCUGCGCUACUCGAACCAGCGGAAGAGCAGGGCCAGGUCAAGCAUCGACGAGGACGUACUCAAGAAGCUGCUCGAGAUGGAUGACGCCGAGCUCCAGCGCCAAAGCUUUGUCAAUGAAUCAGAUAAGCAGCGCAUACGUGAACUGAGGAAAGCAGAGGACCUGGCAAAGAGCGGAGAGGCAAAGCCCGAGAUUGGCAUGAUGGUCAGUCUAGACCACACUAUCUACUUCCACAAUCCGCGCAGCUUCCGCGCGGACGAAUGGAUCUUCACCGAGAUGGAGACCCCUUGGGCUGGUGAUGGCCGUGGCCUCGUUUCCCAGAGAAUGUAUACCAAGGAUGGCACGCUCAUCGCCAGCUGCGUCCAAGAGGGCGUUAUACGAUUGAAGCAGAACGAAAGUAAGCUAUAGCCGUGACCGUGUGUAGAUUGCUCGUAUGCCCGUGUAUUCUGAUUCGAUUGACUUUUAUGCCGCCGCCUUUCACUUGACCUCGUCGGAUUAGACUCCGCCAUUUGUAUUGUUUUAGUAGCUAUAGAUUUGGAAGUUUGAAACACACGUACCUCAGGUAUACAUUCUUAAAUACAAAGUUUCUC
Molecule: messenger RNA, 1391 nt
Organism: Bipolaris sorokiniana ND90Pr
Lineage: Eukaryota; Fungi; Ascomycota; Dothideomycetes; Pleosporales; Pleosporaceae
Exons: 3
Coding region: 133-1209 (358 amino acids)
Biological process (GO): fatty acid catabolic process; acyl-CoA metabolic process
Cellular component (GO): peroxisomal matrix
Molecular function (GO): fatty acyl-CoA hydrolase activity
Source: RefSeq, a predicted model, not a curated record